GAAAGGUUUUAGGGUGCGAAGAAACUCAGACAAAUUGACAACAGAAGCAAAAGCAGUGGAGAGAAUGGGGAUAUUGGCAUGUUUCGGAGUUGUGACGCCAUUUCCAUUCUACUAUUGGCUAUGGAAUCAUCCUCAAACAUGGGUGAAUUUGUGCGGAAAAGGUCGAGAUCCUUGCAAAAUCAUGGCUAUGGUUUCUCAUUUUCUCAAGCUGGUUCAGUUCUUAUCGCUCUUCUCCGUUUCAACUUUUUCAUGGCCGCCUCCUCUCUACUUUUGGCCUCUCUUCUUACUCGGCCAGUUUCUUAACUUGAGGGUAUAUCAAUUGCUUGGUGAGUCGGGCACUUACUAUGGUGUACGCUUCGGGAAGAACAUACCAUGGGUAACAGAGUUCCCUUUUGGGACCGUAAAAGAUCCUCAGUAUGUCGGUAGUAUUAUGAGCCUUCUAGCCUGCCUACCUUGGGUUCCCUUUUUAUAUAUCUUCCUUUGGGUAUUAGGAUAUCUUUUCAUGAUACAUGUUGAAUCGAAGGAGGAUCCAACUUCUCGUGCCAACCUACUUUCUUAAAAUCUGCUAAUUCUUUUUUGCUUUCCGACUAAUUGAUGUUUGGCAUAUCUUCUGGUUCUCUAACUGAAUACGAAAGUUGCAACCCUAGAGUUUGAGAACACGGGUUUAUUGUGCUGAAAGCCACGGAUUUGAGUUCCAUGCUUUCGUCAAAUUUGUAAUUUGAGAUAGAGUUUGUUCUUUCUAAUCAGACUUGAUGUUGGUAUGC
Molecule: messenger RNA, 764 nt
Organism: Cynara cardunculus var. scolymus (artichoke)
Lineage: Eukaryota; Viridiplantae; Streptophyta; Magnoliopsida; Asterales; Asteraceae
Product: phosphatidyl-N-methylethanolamine N-methyltransferase
Exons: 2
Coding region: 65-559 (164 amino acids)
Biological process (GO): phosphatidylcholine biosynthetic process
Molecular function (GO): S-adenosylmethionine-dependent methyltransferase activity
Source: RefSeq, a predicted model, not a curated record